UGCUUUACUAAUUUGCCACUUGCAAGCUAAACAGUCCUAAUACACAGGAAAACCCACAGCCUAUGACAGUGACCUUUCAUUACAGUUAUGGUGUGUAACGAAUAGAGUAUGUCUGCACUAGCUUAUGUAACAAGGGCAUCUCGCCCUAGCAGUACAGGCAAAUAUGUCAAAUAGGUAGCAAACACAUAGCAGACAAACAGCAGUUAAAACCCGACCUAGGCUUUACAAAAUGUCCCCUUGAGGAAAUUACAUAAAGUCACUUAGCUUUUUCACUUUAAAGUGAAAAUAUCUGGUGCGGCUGUCCGUGCGAAUUACAUAACAUCGCCGGCUGCAGCUCUUCCACUGGCUGAACUCCCAACGCCAUCCGCAGCCCACAGGAAGGGGCGGAGCGCCCCAUCCGCCAGCGCCACACCGGAGCGAGCGGCCGCGGCGGGGCGCGCAGAUGCGAGCUGGGCGGCCGCUUUUCCCGCGGGUCCCGGCUGCGCUGGGAGGCUGCGCUGGGAGGCUGCAGGGGCCUUCGGCUUCGGACGCUGGGCGGGCGCUGACGGCUGCUCCAUGGCCCCCGCCGCCGCUCCGUCCUCCCUGGCCGUCAGGGCCUCAAGCCCAGCAGCCGCCCCCUCCUCGUACGGGGUCUUUUGCAAAGGACUCUCCCGCACCCUCCUCGCCUUCUUCGAGCUGGCCUGGCAGCUGCGCAUCAACUUCCCCUAUUUCUACGUCGCAGGCUCCGUGAUCCUGAACAUCCGCUUACAGGUACACAUAUAAAGCCGUGAGCAAGCUGAGGGACUCCGGAAGCCACCAGGAUGGCGGACUCUCGGGAGGCCCGCGGCGCUGUGAGCCUCGCUCUCGCGAGAUUUCGCCGGCGCCAACUGCGCGUGCGCUGUCGCUCCGCGCGGUCCCCGGGACGGUGGACGGAGUGCUGUAGACACUGCCUAGGGGAGAUGCGGUUGUGGGAAGGAGGCCCUUCAGCUGAGACCCGCGGACGUGGUUGAGAAGCUGCGUAUCUUGAAUAUGAACUUCGGACAGAUUUCGGGACAAGAGAAAGGCCGCAGGUUGCAUUAU
Molecule: messenger RNA, 1059 nt
Organism: Octodon degus (degu)
Lineage: Eukaryota; Metazoa; Chordata; Mammalia; Rodentia; Octodontidae
Gene: Smim10l1
Product: small integral membrane protein 10 like 1
Exons: 1
Coding region: 556-762 (68 amino acids)
Source: RefSeq, a predicted model, not a curated record